ACACUGCUCCGCCUCCGUUCCUCUUCCUCUCUCUCUCUCUCUCUUAUCUCUCCCCGUCUCGCUCGCACGAGCAGCUACGCGCGCCGUCUCGUCUCGUGUCGUCUCGUCUCGUCUGCCUCCCGCAGCAGGUGUGCGGGGGGGAGCCUUGCAUGCUCUGUGGUGGCGGUAGCGUCGGCGGCGGCGGUGGUGCCGUGGUGGUGCGGUGACGGGCGGAUACAGAUGGUCAUGGAUGCUGGGGUGCACGACGUGUGCACGCUGCUGCCCGGAUCCAAGCGCGACGCGCACCUCCCCAUGUACCCCCAGAUCGCCGCCGCGAAUGGGUUCACGGCGGAGGAGCUCGACCCGCUGCUGUUCCUCUCGCCCGACGCGGUUGGCGUCGGCGGCGACGACUACCUGAAUGUUGUUUCCGCUGCCCCCGUGUCGGCGGGCUCCACCAACAGCGCGUCGCCGCCGAGAGAUGUCUCGGUUUAUGCGGCGUCGGCGGCGCAGCAUGACGACUCUGAGGCUUUCUCGGAUAUCGUUCUGGGGUACAUCAAUCGGAUGCUCAUGGCCGAGGACAUCGACGAGAAGUUCGAGCACUACCCGGUGAACGCCGUUGAUCUGCUCGCCGCCGAGAAGCCGUUCCUCGAGAUCCUCGCCGACCAGUCGCGGUAUUCUGGCGGUAGCUCGGUCGAGAGUCCAGACGGGAGCAGCGUCACCAACUCCUGUAGCAGCCUCAGUCCCUGCAACUGUAGCUCGGCUUCUGAUGGGCUUGGCACCGUGCCGCGGACGCCGGUCCUCGAGUUCCCCACGGCCGCCUUCUUGCAGACGCCCCAGCUCUACGGGGAUCUGAUCCCCCAGGGCGCCAUGGUGGAAUCGGGUGGCGCCUGGCAGUACGACCCGACGGAAUUCUACCAGCUCCAGACCAACCCGGUUUCUGGGAAUCUCCUGUCGCAAUCUUCGUCAUUCGCCUCCUCGAACGGCAGCAGUGUUACUUUCUCGGAGGGAUUCGAGUCAUUGCUGAGCCCGGCUGGUGUCUUGCCUGAUGUUGGUCUGAAUGAUUUUGCUGUUCAGAGCCAACAAGCUUUGCAGUUCUGCCGUGGGUUUCAAGAGGCAAGCAAAUUUCUUCCUGAUGAGAGCAAGCUUGUGAUUGAUGUUGAUAAGUUCUGCAGUGGAAAUGAAGGGGGUAGUUUCCUAGGUGAGGUUAGACAAGAUAAGAAGCUUGUGAAGGUCAAGACAGAAACCGACGAUGUUGAAGCAGCGGUUCACCGGGGCAGGAAGCAUUUCUAUGGUGAUGACUUGGAUGUGGAGGAAGGGAGGUGCAGCAAGCAUUCUGCGCCAGGGAUUGAUACUGACCACCUUGUGCGGGAGAUGAUGGACAAGGUCUUGCUAUGUAAUGGUGAGACAUGCUCAAAAGGAGUCAAGGAGCUGCGUGAGGCUCUGCAGCAUGAUGUGGCAAAACAUUCAGGUGGCGGCCAUGGCAAAGGGUCCAGCCAUGGCAAGGGCCGCGGAAAGAAACAACCCAAAAAAGAGGUGGUUGACUUGGAGACCCUUCUCAUCCAUUGUGCUCAGUCUGUGGCCACUGAUGACAGGCGCAGUGCAACUGAGCUCCUGAGGCAGAUCAGGCAUCAUGCUGAUGCCAAAGGUGAUGGCGAUCAGCGUUUGGCGCACUGCUUUGCCAAUGGCCUUGAGGCGAGACUGGCUGGUACUGGUAGCCAAAUUUACAAGACCUACACAAUGACACGGCUUCCAUGCACUGAUGUGUUGAAAGCAUACCAGCUGUAUUUGGCAGCUUGCCCUUUCAAGAAGAUAUCUCAUUACUUUGCCAAUCAAACGAUUAUGAAUGCUGUGGAGAAGGCCAAGAAAGUUCACAUUGUCGAUUAUGGCAUAUACUAUGGCUUUCAGUGGCCGUGUCUCAUCCAGCGGCUAUCUAACAGACCUGGAGGUCCACCAAAGCUUAGGAUAACUGGAAUUGACACUCCUCAGCCUGGUUUCCGGCCAGCAGAACGCAUAGAGGAGACGGGGAGAUAUCUAAGUGAUUAUGCUCAGACCUUUAAUGUUCCUUUUGAAUUUCAAGCUAUUGCAUACCGGUUUGAGGCUGUCCAGAUUGAGGAUCUCCGCAUUGAGGAUGACGAGGUUCUGAUUGUCAACUGCAUGUUUAAGUUCAAGAAUUUGAUGGAUGAGAGUGUUGUAGCUGAGAGUCCAAGGAACAUGGCAUUGAAGACAAUUAGGAAAAUGAACCCGCAUUUGUUCAUUCAUGGUGUGGUGAAUGGAUCUUACAACGCACCAUUUUUCGUGACACGCUUCCGGGAGGCCCUUUUCCAUUACUCUGCUAUCUUUGACAUGUUGGAGACGAACAUUCCUAAGGGUAAUGAACAGAGAUUGCUCAUUGAGUCUGCUCUGUUUAGUCGGGAAGCAAUCAAUGUGAUCUCUUGUGAGGGACUGGAGAGGAUGGAGAGACCAGAGACAUACAAGCAAUGGCAGGUACGGAACCAGAGGGCUGGGCUCAAGCAGUUGCCUCUGAACCAGGAUAUGAUGAAGCGUGCGCGGGAGAAGGUCAGGUGCUACCACAAGGACUUCAUCAUCGAUGAGGACAACAGGUGGUUACUGCAAGGAUGGAAAGGGCGCAUUUUGUUCGCACUGUCGACUUGGAAGCCAGAUAAUCGAUCUUCUUCGUAGCUUUGUUCAGUUCUGAUUAUUGCAUGAUAUUGUAAAUGGAGACCUGUUCAUAUUUUUUGGGCACUUGGACCGAUUGUUCCUGGUCCGUAAUAGAUUGCUAGGUAUGUUAUUUGAGCUACCAAGGAAUGGAAGAUUUCCUCUCAAGAAUAUGUCAUAUAUUAAUCUGGUUCAUUCCUCUGUCCGUGCAGAUGAUGAACCGGCCUCUGCGGCCUGUUCCUAGAGUCUCUCUGCACACUAGUUGUGACCAUUAUUGUUGCUUCUGAUCGGAAAAGUUAGU
This is a messenger RNA of Oryza brachyantha (malo sina), 2935 nucleotides long. RefSeq names its product scarecrow-like protein 9. The transcript is spliced from 2 exons. Gene Ontology annotation, biological process: regulation of DNA-templated transcription. NCBI's taxonomy places the organism in Eukaryota, Viridiplantae, Streptophyta, Magnoliopsida, Poales, Poaceae. Gene Ontology annotation, cellular component: nucleus. Gene Ontology annotation, molecular function: sequence-specific DNA binding; DNA-binding transcription factor activity. Bases 220 to 2658 code for a protein of 812 amino acids. The record is from RefSeq and is a predicted model, not a curated record.